Molecule: messenger RNA, 1449 nt
Organism: Lactuca sativa (garden lettuce)
Lineage: Eukaryota; Viridiplantae; Streptophyta; Magnoliopsida; Asterales; Asteraceae
Molecular function (GO): zinc ion binding; nucleic acid binding
Source: RefSeq, a predicted model, not a curated record
AUGGUGACUACAAGACGAUUUGAGAUCGGAUCCAGGUCGGAAUCAGGAGCUGACAGUCAGGGUGGGCCAGCAUUGUCAGAGGACCGCAUCAGGGAGAUCAUUCACGAGGAGGUGGUUACUAUUGUUUGGGGGCAGAUUCCAAAGAUGUUCGGGUCUAUCAAGACCACGAUGAUGGAGUUCUUUGAUGAUCGAUAUGCAGCCAUUGCUGAGACGGCUGAUGCUGCAGCCGUGGCGGAUGCAAGUGUUAGGACAGGGCAGGUGUUUCAGUAUCGGGACCUCGAUAUUACAAAUCCCCCGACUUUCGAUGGAUUUCAUGACCCGAUCACAACUAUGAGGUGGCUAUUUGAUGUGGAGGGAUUGCAAGAGUAUCUGGAUUUGAGACAGGGUUCUGAGACGGUGACAGAGAUCACCAAGAUGUUCAUGGAGAGAGCUAUGUUCCACCCUGAAUUUGCUGCAUCUAAGCAGGCUCAGAUGACCCGUUACUUGAGUAUGCUCAAGACGGAGAUUAGGCAGUUUGUUUCUACACAACACUAUGGUUUAUUGUUGGAGAUGCAGGAGGCCUCCAGGCAGUGUGAGAUUGAGAUUGAUCUGCAGACGAAAGAGUUGAGGUUGGCACUGACGCAGUUGCAGCCUACACCAAAGUGGUUUAAGACCACUAAUGUCAGAUCUGGGGGCCGAAAGGGCCGCACUUGCGAGAAGUGCGGCAAGGUGCGCGAGGGUGCUUGUCGAUCAUCGUCUGGGUGCUACAAGUGUGGUCGGCAGGGCCACAUGGCGAGGGAUUGCCGCCACCAGGCUCCAUUACUCAGUUCCAUGAUUUGUUAUCGUUACGACCAGGUUGGCCAUGUGAAGGCCAACUAUUCAUCGCUCGCUGCCAGGCCAGCGCAGGCUCCAGCACCGACUACUUUGAUGAUCAUUGACGGGAGUCAGGGCAGGACGGAGCCCCCGAGGGCUCGAGGUCGUGCUUUCCAGCUUACUGCCUGGGAGGCCAGUGCAACACAAAAUGUUGUAACUGGUAAAUUUCGAGUGAAAUCCAUUCCUGCAUUAGCGUUGUUUGACUCGGGUGUAAGUUGGUCCUUUGUUUCUCGGUCUUUUAGUAGGGAGUUUGCAUUGCCCAUAGGGGAUUUGGAGUAUCCGUUGCGAGUUUCUAUCACCAACGAACAUGGGGUUUCUGAUUCUUCAAUUUAUCAGGGUUGCGUUCUGGAGAUCUUCAGGGUAUCUGUUCUGAUCAAUUUGAUUCCUAUUCCCAUGAGGUAUGCCUGCAUAAUUGUGGGUAUGGAUUGGAUGAGACGUUUCGGUGCCAUGAUCAACUGCGAGGGUCAGCGUGUGGAUACGCGGGUUGGGGAUCAUGUGUCGGCUGUCGUUGUUUUUGUUGUUAGGGAGUUCGCUGAUGUAUUCCUGGAGGAGUUACCCGGUGUGCCUCCAGAGAGGCAGGGGUAUGUGUUGGAUUAA